GUAAUACAGCCAUACAGCAUCAGCAUAGCCGAUUCAACGAGUCAAACUUUAGCGACCGGUUCCUAGCUUUGUCAUCUCCAUCUGUAUACUCGCUGUUAUGCAGACGCUAUCCUCUGACGAAAUAUUUGAUAUACUCGAGGGAAACCAUCCAUUGGACUGUUCUGUUGGUGACAGGGAAUGAACGAUAUGUCGUACCGCCCGCAUCCUCUCCGCCAGUCGUACACCGUUGACCCCGCGCCUGUGACUCGCCAGCCAUCAACAACAUCGUCGUCCGCGUCGUCGGGCUAUUCACACGCCUCCUUCACUUCUGAUCUCUACAAUCCCAGCAACGCCAGCACAAGCUCUUCCGUUGUCUCCAAUGGCUACAGCUCGUUGACCGUCGGACACAAACGAGGCAAGAGUGAAGCUGUGAUUCGACACAGGGCGACCACAUUUGAUGAGGCCCCUAAGAGCCCUGAAAAGAUGUACAGCAUGGCUAGACAGUCACUGAGGCCUCUUCCACAGCCGCCCGCCUCCGGCUCACCUCCUCCACCAUCUGCACCGCCUCUCACACCCCCCCGGCGCGACCGCCUCGAACGCCAUGAACGUGGCCAAAGCAUCGAUAUUGGCAAGCUCUCUCACUAUGAUCCUAGUACAUCGCCAACCAGGAUAUCGCCAGCAGCCUCACCAACGCAUCUCUCUCCCUCAAAGAACGCCCGCCCAACCUCUAUGCUUUUAACACGGUCAGACUCCAUACGUCCAGACAUCGCCAGAACUACAACGAGCUCUCAACACGCUGUUGUGCAUUCUCCUCUAGCCGCCCCGAACUUGCAACAGUUAGGUCGCUCCUCUACGAAUCAACUUCGAACAUUAUCCAAGUUGGCGGCGGAACCCGGCUCAUCCGACGAGUUCGCCCUUACCUCGCCAGCACAAGAAGUAGUAGGCUUACGAGGUCGGCGGAGACUACAGCGCAUGGGAACAGGGGAUGGCUUGAAGAAUGGACAGCGUGCCGAUCGAUACGGCUUUGAAGGUCGCAAUUGGAUGGACAAACAACGCCAAUUCAUCCAAGCCUACGAAUAUCUCUGUCACAUUGGCGAGGCAAAAGAAUGGAUCGAAGACAUUAUUCAUCGUCAAAUCCCUCCGAUUGUCGAGCUAGAGGAAGCACUCAGAGACGGUGUGACGCUUGCUGAGAUUGUGGAAGCGCUCAAUCCCAGUCGAAGAUACCGUAUAUUCCGAAAUCCGCGCCUCCAGGCGAGGCAUUGGGAUAAUGUUGCAACAUUCUUCCGUUACCUCGACGAGGUAGAGAUGCCUGACCUAUUUCGCUUCGAGUUGAUAGAUCUGUAUGAGAAGAAGAAUAUCCCCAAAGUCAUUUAUUGCAUACAUGCUCUCAGUUGGCUGCUCUUCAGAAAGGGAAUAGUAGACUUCAGAAUAGGUAACCUUGUGGGCCAACUGGAAUUUGAACAUCACGAGUUAGAAGCUACGCAGAAGGGACUUGAUAAGCUCGGUGUCAAUAUGCCUAGCUUCGGAAAUAUGGGUGCAGACUUUGGCGUCGAGGUCCCUCCAGAGCCUGUUGAAACGGAAGAAGAACGAAUCGACCGAGAACUCGCCGAAAACGAAACAGUCAUUACCGAUCUUCAAGCACAAAUACGCGGCGCCAUGCUCCGAAUGCAACUGGGCAAGCUUAUGCAACAGCUAUGGGAUUCUGAAGACUGGCUUAUCGAUCUCCAGUCGCGUAUGCGAGGAGAAUGGACACGGCAAAUUAUGGACUAUCGACUCCAGAUGCAGCGAUUUGCCGUCAACCUUCAAAGCGCAGCCCGAGGAUUUCUCGUCCGUCAACGAAUGAUGCACAGGGAACAUUUUUGGAAGGCUAAAGAAAAGGACAUUGUCAAGCUCCAGAGCAUGAUGCGAGCCAUUAAAGCUCGAAAUGAGGUACGAGAUACAAAGUCUCAAUUGGUGCGGGCCGAUGGGCCGGUGCGCAGUAUCCAGGCCAUGCUUAGAGGUCAUCUUGCACGCAAGCGGUUCCAUUCACAACAGGAGGAGACGAGUAGUAUGGCUGGUCCUGUAUUACAACUUCAAUCCGCGAUUCGCGGAAUGCUAGCCAGGGAGAAAGUGGGAAGCGUUCUGAAUUCUUUGGGGGAGCAAGCUCAAACGAUCACUAGUUUGCAGGCUAUUGCCAGAGCGACGCUGACCAGACACCAGUUACAAGCUCAAAAAGAAGCACUUCAGAGCUUCGGACCACAAUGGGCCGCAAUUCAAGCGAAUAUCCGAGGUCGUCAAGUCCGACAAGAUAUUGCUGCAACUAAACACGAACUUCAACAUCACAGCUCAGACAUUGGACUUAUACAGGCUCACAUACGGGCUGCAGCGGUUCGCCGAGAGAUAGCCCAGACGAAUGAAGACCUACAUGCUCACGAAGAUUCGAUUCUUGACCUGCAAGCACUUGCGCGUGGUAUGAUUGCUCGCCAACGUAUAACGGCAAUUCUUGACUCUCUCGACACACAUUCGGCCAUUUUCACGGACCUGCAAGCGAGAGCCCGCGCAUCUUUGUUCAGGAAGCAACAUCAGUCGCUCCUCAAAGAACUGGACUCUUACGAGCAAGAAGUGACUUCAUUACAAGCCUUAGCACGAGCAAUGCUUUUACGUUGCAACGUCGGCGAGCUCCUGAAUGAGCUCGAUGAACACGAAGACGAGAUCAUCGAACUGCAGGCAUUAACUCAAGGAUUCCUGGUAAGACGUCGAUUCGCUGCCAAGAAGAAACACUUCAAUGAGAAUAUGCAGAAGGUGGUCAAGAUCCAGAGCUUUGUCCGUGCCAAGCUGCAGGGAGAGGCUUACAAAAGCCUCACAACUGGGAAGAACCCCCCUGUCAGUGCUGUCAAAAAUUUCGUUCACUUGCUCAAUGAUAGUGGCUUUGAUUUCAACGAAGAAGUCGAAUUCGAACGCAUACGAAAGACUGUUGUCCAACAAGUUCGGCAGAAUGAAAUGCUUGAACAGUACAUCGAUCAACUGGACAUCAAAAUUGCAUUGCUAGUCAAAAACAAAAUCACGCUAGAUGAAGUAGUCAAACAUCAGAGCAACUAUGGAGGUCACACCACUAGUCUUCUCGCCAAUGCCUCUAUUUCUUCUGGAAACCAGUUCGACCUCAAGGCACUCAACAAGAGCUCCAGGAAAAAACUCGACUCAUACCAACAACUCUUCUUCAACCUUCAAACACAGCCACAAUACCUCUCACGGCUAUUCAGACGGCUAAGAGAGCAGGGAACUGCUGAGAAAGAGUGCAAGCGCAUUGAACAUUUGGUCAUGGGAUUGUUUGGAUAUGCACAGAAAACGCGGGAGGAAUACUACCUGCUAAAACUUAUUGCUAAGUCGAUCCGUGAGGAGGUCGAUUAUUGCACCUCUGUGCAAGACUACCUCCGGGGCAACUUUUUCUGGUCAAGAAUCUUGGCCAACUACAGUCGAUCUCCUCGUGACAGAAAAUAUUUGAGAGAACUACUUGGCCCAUUAAUACGAGACAACAUCGUUGAAGAUCCUGAUUUAGAUCUCGAAAGCGAUCCCAUGCAGAUUUACCGAUCGGCAGUGAACAACGAGGAGCUUCGCACCGGACAACCUAGCAGACGCCCUCUAGACAUCCCCCGUGAUCUUGCUAUCAAGGACCCGGAGACACGUGAACUAUUUAUCGACCACCUUCGAGACCUCAGAGAAAUUUGUGAUCAAUUUCUCACUGCCUUAGAAGACCUGCUCCCUAGAAUGCCAUAUGGACUUCGUUUCAUAUGCAAGCAGAUCUUCGAAGCAUUAUGCAGUCGAUUCAAACGCGAGCCCCAGCACCAUAUACUUCAACUUGUAAGCAACUGGGUUUGGCGGUUCUACCUUCAGCCAGCACUUGUCAACCCCGAGCAAGUUGGUGUCAUUGAAAAGAUUCUUAGCCCGCUCCAAAAGCGAAACCUGGGUGAAGUUGCUAAGGUACUCAGCCAAGUAGCUUCCGGUCGUCCAUUUGGAGGGGAUAAUAUUUACCUCCAACCUCUUAAUGCGUUUGUGGGCGAUUCUAUAGAGCGCCUCGUCAAUACCACCCAUGGACUGAUAUCAGUCGCUGAUGCUGAGCAUACGUUCGGGGUGGAUGAAUUCAACGACCUCUACGCCAAAAAUAGGCCGACAUUAUACAUCAAAAUGACUGACAUAUUUGCCAUCCAUAACCUAGUAGCCCAAGAAAUCUCUAGCAUAUGCCCCGGUCGCAACGACGUGCUCUAUGAGAUCCUUCAAGAUCUGGGUAGCGCCAAGAACAAUGAGAACGAAAUGCACGCCGCGGGAUCCUCUGAUAUCCAAAUGUUCCUCACACCCAAGCUCCACGAUGUCAAUGAUCCAGAGGCGGACGUCAAAUCUCUGUUCAUGGAAACGAAGAGAUGCAUUCUAUAUAUCAUCCGAGUUCAGACGGGUGCCAAUUUGCUAGAAAUCCUUGUACGGCCGCCAACGCAAGAGGACGAGCAGAAGUGGCAGGCACUCCUGCGGGAGGAUUUUGCUUCCGGCAGUAAUACGAAGGGGGCCUACUCAGACGUGAAUAUGGUCGAUGUGACUCGCAUGUCGUACUAUGACAUGAAACGCAACGCUCUAGAGAACAUCAUGCGCUUAGAGCAGAUGGGGCGCAUCACCAAACACAACUACUACCAAGACGUGUUAAACGCAAUUGCGCUGGAUAUCCGAACCAAGAGCCGCCGGAGAGUUCAGCGACAACGAGAAUUGGAAGGCGUGCGAUUGACGCUCAGCAAUCUUCAUGAGAAAGCCAAAUACCUCGAACAGCAGCGAAAGAGCUACGAUGACUAUAUCGAGCAGGCCAUGGCCACUCUACAAAAGAACCAAGGAAAACGGCAUUUCUUCCCCUUCACGAAACAAUACAACCAUCAACGAGAGCUCGAGCGAUCUGGCCGGGUGCCGAAAUUCGGCUCUUACAAGUACAGUGUGCGCGCGCUUUUCGGAAAGGGCGUAGUAGUGUCAUGGCAGGGCGUACCGGAGCGCGAUUGGAGCAGCAUCAAUCUGACGAUCGCAUGCGACCAAGUGGGCAUCUUUAAUGUCGAGGGAAGUCGUGGCCACAUCCAGAUCCCCGGGGCCAGCGCCGUCAUCCCUAUUGAAGACCUCCUGCAGGCGCAGUUCGAGGCGCGCCAGUUCAUGGACUUCUUCGAGGGCAACCUCAGGAUUAACGUCAACCUUUUACUGCAUCUCUUGUACAGGAAGUUCUACCGGACGCAGUAAGUCUGGGCAACGCGAACUUUUUCUCCUGGAAAGAAAAUUUAUUUUAAAGCGCUUCGUUCGUUCGUUCGUUCAUGGGAAUGGGGGAUAGGAAUGGAUGAAUGGUUGAUUGGCUGGGACCUUGUUUAUAUGGGUGAGUGAUACCAGGUUUCACGGGCAACGGCUUGCUUGCAUUAUACGUCGUCUUUUCUUUAGAAG
Molecule: messenger RNA, 5412 nt
Organism: Xylaria bambusicola
Lineage: Eukaryota; Fungi; Ascomycota; Sordariomycetes; Xylariales; Xylariaceae
Exons: 2
Coding region: 178-5217 (1679 amino acids)
Biological process (GO): regulation of actin cytoskeleton organization; regulation of GTPase activity
Cellular component (GO): cytoplasm
Molecular function (GO): GTPase activator activity; protein binding
Source: RefSeq, a predicted model, not a curated record